This is a messenger RNA of Chara braunii, 1308 nucleotides long. NCBI's taxonomy places the organism in Eukaryota, Viridiplantae, Streptophyta, Charophyceae, Charales, Characeae. The record is from the annotation of a GenBank genome assembly.
GGGACGGGUAGGAGCAUUGAUGGAAGAAGUAGAGGGAAGCGGAACCACGUUAGCAUCAAUGGAGGAGGCUGCAAAGCUUAUUCCCUUGGAUCAAUAUAUAACACUGGGAUACCCGGGGCUUGGAAUGAUUGGCACGAUUAGACCCGCGCCUGAACAACGAGAAGUGGCGGAGUGGCGACCUUCUCCACAAGAGAUGGAGUCGGGAGGACUCGCUUUCGUCACGAGGGAAAUCAAUGUUCUAAACAUCGUGCGAGCCUUAGAUCAUGGAAUCUCCCUUCCGAUCGUCCAUCUGCUUUCAAUAUCAGAACAGGCUAAUGAACUGCGACUCACGUGCACAAGGGACGAAGAGCAUCGUGCCCGGAUCGAGUACUUGGAGUUGCUGAUCAUCCAGGCCUGGAGGACGGACAUGGAGGGCAAUCUUCUCGGAUUCUUGUUCGGAUCGGUGCGGUCCGGCCAUCGCCAACUGAUCGUGCAGGAACUCAUAGUUCCUCUUGCGCAGUUGGUAGACGAUCUCCCCCUUAAGAUCGUCUCGCAGAGUGAUGAGAGCUCCGUCCCGCACGUCCUCACACGAACGCUGACGCCAUACCUUAAGUGGUUAGCGUGUCUGGUGGAGCCGGGAAGCGGCCGCAACCCGCCAUCACAGCGGGGAUAUCUAGACCCACGGGAAAUAAUUGACCUCGCUUUCUUUCAGGAUCGAACGACCCCUGAAGACGAGGAGUUAGCGAUCGAAGAAGAAAAAGAAGAAGAAGAAGAAGAAGAAGAAGAAGUUGAGGAGGACGUCGAGGAAGAGACACCGGAAGAGGGCAGUUAUAGUAAACACAACGAAGGAGAGCAGAGUGAAAGUGAAGAAGAAGAAGAGCAAGGUGAAGAAGAGGAAGAGCUAGAGCUCGAAGAAUCCGAGUGGGAGAUCUUGGCGGAGGAGGUGGAACAAACGGAUGCUCAGGAAGAGGACCCCGAGGCAGCGCGCAAGAGGGAGGAGAUCGCGGCCGGAAAGCGACAGUUGGAAUUCGCCAGCGGAACAAAUCUACAGAUCGCCGACGAUCCGGCCCGAGAUCCGGAGCCGCCCAAGCCCGAAGAUGGAGACCCAGCUGCCGAGACUUCGAGCGCACCGACAAGGCGACGACGAAGCCGAUCCCCCUCCUUUUCCACCUCCGACCGUCCACCAGUUCGAACCCGUACCGAUGCAGGCCAUCGGGCUUCGUCCCCGGUCGUUAUCCCACCGUCCCCUUGACCAUCUCACCCUCCGCCAAAUCACCACCCAUGUCACCUUCCCUCGUAAUCCCUUCCCGAUCGAUACCUUCCGUUUCU